CCGACGGUGGCAAGCUAACAGGAUACCAUUUAACCCAUCCAGUUAAGCCGGAGUGACCCGACCCGCCAGCAGUUCUGAUUCGACUUCUCAUCAACGGAUCUCUCUGUCUCACACACACGCCCGCAGGUUCUUGCUUGCUGAUACUGAAGAAAGCUGCUGAAUGUAAAAAGUUUGGAUCUAGCACUACCAGUAACAGAAAAUGAGGAGAUUGGGGCAUAGGCAUCAACUGAAGCAAUCAGGAGUUAAGGGCAUGUUUGGAAGGCUAUCGGUUGCUGUCAUUGUGCUGGUGAUCUGUACUGUUUCGCUUUUGUCCACUGUAAAGAGCAACACUCGAUCCUUGUCUCAAUCGGAGGUUGAUGUGGAUAUGCUUUGGGGACCGGCUGCUUCUGGUGGGUGGCGGCCAUCAUCUGCUCCAAGAUCUGAGUGGCCCCCUCCUCCAACAGAAACUAAUGGCUACUUACGAGUCCGUUGUAAUGGUGGCCUGAAUCAGCAGAGGAGUGCGAUUUGCAAUGCUGUUCUUGCUGCUCGAAUCAUGAAUGCCACACUUGUGCUGCCUGAACUGGAUGCGAAUUCCUUCUGGCAUGAUGACAGUGGUUUUCAUGGUGUCUAUGACGUUGAGCAUUUUAUCAAGUCAUUGAGAUAUGAUGUACAAAUAGUGGAAAGCAUUCCAGAAAUCCGGAAAAAUGGGAAGACCAAGAAAAUUAAAGCUUUUCAGAUGCGGCCCCCAAGAGAUGCUCCUAUCAGUUGGUAUACAACAGAAGCUUUAAAGAAGAUGAAAGAGCAUGGUGCUAUUUAUCUUACACCUUUCUCACAUCGUUUGGCUGAAGAGAUUGACAAUCCUGAGUACCAGCGGCUAAGGUGUAGAGUGAAUUAUCAUGCUUUGCGAUUUAAGCCUCACAUCAUGGAGCUGAGUAACUCAAUAGUAAAUAGGCUUCGUUCGCAAGGUCACUUCAUGGCCAUCCAUCUUCGCUUUGAGAUGGAUAUGCUGGCAUUUGCUGGGUGCCUUGAUAUAUUUACUCCAGAAGAGCAAAAAGUUCUGAAGAAAUAUCGAGCUGAAAACUUUGCACCAAAGAAACUUGUUUAUAGUGAGAGAAGGGCUAUUGGAAAAUGCCCUCUAACUCCAGAAGAGGUUGGUCUUAUCUUACGAGCAAUGGGGUUUGACAACUCUACCAGAAUAUAUUUGGCAGCUGGUGAACUAUUUGGUGGUGAGCGAUUUAUGAAGCCUUUUCGAUCUUUAUUCCCUCGGCUUGAGAAUCAUAAUACCUUAGACUCUACUGGUGAACUGGCGAAGAAUACACGUGGCCUGGUCGGGUCUGCUGUAGAUUAUAUGGUUUGUCUGCUUGCUGACAUAUUCAUGCCAACAUAUGAUGGGCCAAGCAACUUUGCAAAUAAUCUUCUCGGCCACCGCCUCUACUAUGGCUUCCGUACAAACAUACAACCUGAUAGGAAAGCUCUUGCCCCUAUCUUUAUUGAUCGGGAGAAGGGGCAUACAGCAGGUUUUGAAGAAUCUAUCAGGCGUGUGAUGCUGAACACAAACUUCGGUGGACCUCACAAGCGGGUCUCACCUGAGUCUUUCUACACAAAUUCAUGGCCUGAGUGCUUUUGUCAGAUAUCAGCUUCCAAUCCAGUGGAUAAAUGUCCACCGGAUAAUGUUUUAGAUAUCUUGGACAGCCAGUUGAAGACCGGAGGAGUUGAUGACUCAGAAUCUGUCACAUCAAAUUCAACAUCUGUGGCAGAUAAGUAGGUUUUUACAUCAAGAACUAGGUGACAUGGCCCGUAAUCCCUGCAGCUGCUACAUCAUCAUGCAACUGGGCCCACUAGGGGGUAUUUCUCCUAUUCAGGCCCUUUUAUUAAGCUAGUGCCAUGACUUUGAAGAAACUAAGGACAGUGGCUGUAGGUUGCUCGGGAAUGGAACUGCGACACAGGUAAAGAGUAUUGUUAUAGCGGAUAAAAGAAUCCUAGUGGUAUUUUUCAGAUGGAUGCUUUGUUUACAGAUUGUACUAAUAGACUGUAAAUGACAUGAUUAUUUUUGAAGAGGAAAUGGAAAUACAUUACUCA
This is a messenger RNA of Sesamum indicum (sesame), 2058 nucleotides long. RefSeq names its product O-fucosyltransferase family protein. Gene Ontology annotation, cellular component: cytoplasm; endosome; trans-Golgi network. The record is from RefSeq and is a predicted model, not a curated record. NCBI's taxonomy places the organism in Eukaryota, Viridiplantae, Streptophyta, Magnoliopsida, Lamiales, Pedaliaceae.